Molecule: messenger RNA, 2562 nt
Organism: Penicillium canescens
Lineage: Eukaryota; Fungi; Ascomycota; Eurotiomycetes; Eurotiales; Aspergillaceae
Product: baculoviral IAP repeat-containing protein
Exons: 4
Coding region: 1-2562 (853 amino acids)
Source: RefSeq, a predicted model, not a curated record
AUGGGCUCUGAAAUGGACACUUUCGCCGCUCGCCUGGCCAGCUUCGAUCUAGUGCUGAAGCCUGAGAAACGCAGAUCUUCCGGCGCAAAAACACCAAAAGCGAUUACAUGGCCGCACCAGCGACCUUCGCCAGCUGAGUUGGCGCACGCCGGAUUCUUCUACAAGCCAUACGAGACAAAUCCCGACAACACAACAUGUUUCGAAUGCCACAGGGCGCUGGAUGGCUGGGAGGAGGAAGACAACCCCAUCACCGAACAUCUCAAGCAUGCGCCCGACUGUGGAUGGGCUAUUAUGAUGGACAUUCAACAAAACAGCUCAAACCCCUCUUCUAUCGAAGACCCCACAAACGAGCGUAUCACACAAGCACGAGCGUCGACAUUCGGGUCAGCCUGGCCCCAUGAUGGGAAGCGAGGAUGGGUAUGCCAGUCAGAGAAGAUGGUUGAGGGUGGAUGGUAUUUCUGCCCGACGGAAGAGAGCAACGAUUUGGCCAGCUGCGCUUAUUGCAAACUGUCUCUGGACGGAUGGGAACCCAAGGAUGAUCCUUUCGAGGAACAUUACCGCCGCUCUUCGGAUUGUUCAUUCUUCGUAUUUGCCCAGCCCCCAGGAAAAAAGGGCAAAGGGCGUGCUAAGAAACCUCGUGUCUCUAAGGCAUCUUCUCGACUUUCAACUCAAUCAGUUGGCACAGUUGCCUCCGAAACGCCCGAGGUGGACAUGGAUGACUCAAUGGACCAGAGUAUGAUGUCUCAAUCCACCACGAAAUCGAAACCUACAAAGAAGGCAUCUAAGGGAAAAGGCAAGGGAGCUAAAAGCAGGAAAGAAGAACCAGCGAAGGUCAAAAGCCACAGAGAGACCGAAAGUGCGGAGGUUGCCGAACCAGAGCCUGUCAAGGCCAAACGUACAGGCCGGCGAAAGAAGAGGGCCAGUGAGGAUAUCACUAAGGAAGAACCUGAGCCAAUUGCCUCGGAGGAACCAGAGCAGGCACAGCCGCCUGUAGAACCUCCUGCCAAGAGAAGGGCAACAAGAACGCGAAGCAGCAGUAUUUCUCGUAACUACAACUACGAACGCAGUGACUCAGCGAUGCCAGAUGCAGACACUGUGGAUGACGGCGCUUCAGAAGAAGAAACCAGGAGGGGCCGCAAGCCCACAAAGAAGGGAUCUUCCAAGGCCCGCAAGGUCUCUGAUGUCUCCGUUACAUCAAAAGCUCCGUCAAAGGCUCGUGCUCCUCGUGAUUCGGAGAUUGAAGCAGAAAUCGAAGCAGGCCUCGAUGCUGACAUCCCCGAACUUCUCGAGGCUCAACCUGAACCAGAGCCUGAGGCAGGGCCAGAGCCCGAGCAGCCACGUGCCUCAAAAAAGGCCAAAGCAACCAAAAAAUCCAAGGCCGUGGCCAGAUCCCCCGAACCCGUCCUGCAGGAGCAGAUGCACGAUGCUGUUGACGAGGAUCAUAUGGAACCUCAGGCUGAGCCAGUCCCCGAGGAGGUACCUGAGCCGCCAGCUCCCAAGACGAAGACAGCUAAAGGAUCCAAAAAGAAGGGGACAAAGAAGGCAAAGGCCGAAGAGACAAAAGCAGAGUCGCCAGAACCCCAAGGAGCUUUGGAGCCUAUGGUAGCUGAUGACAGAAAUGACCCGGGGCGCCACGAAUCUUUUAUCUCUGUGGAAAUUAUCAACAAGGAGCACGAACCUUCCCCCGAGCCUGAAGAACCUGUUGCUAAACCGAAGAAGAAAGGCUCCAAGAAGAAAGACGCAUCAACAGCUAAGGAGAAGAAAUCCAAGAAACUUGAGAAGAAGGCGGAGCCAACUCCGCCCCCCAAAUCACCGAUCUUGGAACGACAUGAUGUCGAGCCAUCAGUUGACGAACAAGAUGAUGGAUUUGAGACAGCGGAUGAUUUGCCUGAUCAGCUUGAGGUAGUCCAACCCCCUCAAGAGUUUUCUCCACAGCAGCAACGAUGGCAUCGAACAACACCCAACUUGCCACCAAAAACCGCGAAAAGAUAUAGUGAUAUUCCCCAGGAAGAGCAUCUCGCGGAAAGCAUCGCCCAUUCUUCCCCUCAUGAUACACUGCGCUACUCUCGGCAAUCUAACCGGGCAGUCUCUCCACUUCCAUCGGCUCACCGGAGCACGCCCUCGAUGUCUCCGCAGUCAUCAGAUGCGGAGAACAGGCCUCCAUCGUCACGACCUUCGGCAUCUCGUGUACACGAUCAAUCAACACCCAAGGAGCCCAAGUUCCGAGCCGCUCUCACAGCCAGUACCCCAUCGCCAUCUAAGCGUAAUGCCAAUGCUGGAUUUGGGCCUUCAGGUCAUCCGUGGACCCCAAUCGACAUCGAUGAAGCCCUCUUCGGAGACAACAGCGACAAGGAGAAUGCCGACCUGGCUAGCCUUUUCAAGGGUGUCAAGGGCGGACUGACCAGCCCGGAGAAGAAGAUGACGGUCCAAGAAUGGAUCGCAUGGAAUGCAAAGAACGGUGAAGAACGCCUGAAAAGAGAAUGCGAACGACUUGUCGGUCAAUUUGAGAAGGAAGGCGGCCGAGCAAUGCAACGGAUAGAAGCGAUUGAGUGCGUCGACUAA